Molecule: messenger RNA, 672 nt
Organism: Rhodofomes roseus
Lineage: Eukaryota; Fungi; Basidiomycota; Agaricomycetes; Polyporales; Fomitopsidaceae
Exons: 5
Coding region: 1-672 (223 amino acids)
Biological process (GO): mRNA cis splicing, via spliceosome
Cellular component (GO): nuclear cap binding complex
Molecular function (GO): RNA cap binding
Source: RefSeq, a predicted model, not a curated record
AUGGCCCACGUCGUAACGCCCCUCGACCAGCCCUCGAACUACAAGGACUCGCAGGCCCGAGUUGACCGCUCAAAGCAGAACGAGCUUUUGGCGAGGUCCUCAACCUUAUAUAUUGGUAACUUGAGUUUUUAUACUACAGAAGAGCAGAUCUAUGAGAUAUUCUCAAAAUGCACGAGCCCGGAAGAGGGCGGUGGCAUCAAGCGUAUCAUCAUGGGAUUGGACAGAAACACAAGAACGCCCUGUGGGUUCUGCUUCGUGGAAUACUACACUCAUGCGGAAGCGCUUGCAUGUCUACGGUACGUAAGCGGGACCAAGUUGGACGAGCGAAUUAUCCGGUGCGACCUCGACCUUGGCUACCGGGAGGGUCGACAGUUUGGUCGAGGCAAGAGCGGUGGGCAAGUGCGUGAUGAGCAUCGCCAGGACUACGAUCCUGGGCGUGGAGGCUGGGGUGCCCAGGCUCAGAGGCUGGAAAUUGAACGUAGGAGAGAAGUCGAAGAGCGCUAUGCUGACGCUCAGGACGGCCCUGGCGCGGUCGCUGGUGGAGGUGGUGACUGGAAGGAGGCAGGGACGGCGGACAACCCGCUUAAGCGUGCUCGCUCACCCGACGAUCAGGGUGAUAGCGAGAGAGCGGCUCCCCGUGCACGCAUGGACGAUGACCACGCGCGAAUGUGA